This is a messenger RNA of Drosophila serrata, 2083 nucleotides long. It is a transcript of the gene MESR6, whose product is annotated as misexpression suppressor of ras 6. The record is from RefSeq and is a predicted model, not a curated record. Lineage: Eukaryota; Metazoa; Arthropoda; Insecta; Diptera; Drosophilidae.
AAGAAAUAUUAAAUACAAAAAGUUAAAUGCCAAUAAUUAAUAGCCGAAAUUAAGUUCCCAUACGGUUUAUAUUAAAAAACACCCGGGACGAAAUGGAGUCGGAUACGCUGGACAAGGAGAGUGCGGCGGCGGCUUUGAAAAAGCUAACACAAAGUGAAAGUCCCGAGAGUUCGAUGACACUGUCGGUGAAGGCAAGGCUGCAGCGGUGGAUAGGAGGAGGCGGAGGAGAGGCGCCGCCAACAAAGAGACAAAAGACUGUGGAGGAAAAAGAGAGUGCGGAGGAGGACGAAAGCGAGGAGAGCGAAGAUUUGGAGGAUGACGAGGAUGAUGAGGAGAUUCCCCACUGAUCCCCGCCCGGUAGUCCAAGGAAAUUCCAACGCAUCCCCGUCUUUAUUGUUGAUUAUCACAAUGGUCUGGAGUUUAUAUAUCGCUGCUUGGGCACUCGACAUCUUCCACUGGAGAAUAAUAUACUGGUGCACUUUGAUUCGCAUCCAGAUCUGUUAUACCAGACAUAUAGCCGCCAGUCGGCAUUUGACAAGGACACAAUGCUCAAUGAGCUGAGCAUAGAGAAUUGGAUCAUGCCCACUCUAUAUGCGGGUCACUUUAAUCGUGUCGUUUGGCUUAAGAACUCAUGGUGCCAACAGCUGCCCACCGGCCGGCAUCAGUUCAAAGUGGGUCACAAGGAGGAUCGAAUUGGCGUCGAUUGUCCUUUGGAUUUUAUUGCCGAUGGCAACUAUUGCACCACCGAUGAUCUCCAGGAAGCCAGUGUCGAACUGCAGGUUCACGGCGAUAACGAGAAUCUCGAUCCAAAGGAAUUCUUAGCGUUGGAGGAUGCCCCGAGAUUUGUGCUCGAUAUAGAUUUGGAUUUCUUUAGCACUUCGAAUCCAUUUUUGGAAAUCUACAAGGAUGCUGAUUGCUACAAUCAGCUGAAGGAGAUCUUUCAUUUCGAGAGUGUGGAGAAGAUUAAAAGUUCGGGAACCGCUACCAUCGCAGACUACAUGGCCACGGCGGAGCGCAGGCAGACUCAGUUGGAUGCUCUCAAGCAAAUCUUCUGGCAUUUGGAGGAGGAACGUACAUUCGAGGGACUGGAAAAGCCAGAUGAGAAGGUUAUUACUCCGGAGGUAUAUGCCAAGAUUGAGUUAGCUGAGCAGCUGCAGGAAAAGUAUCCGGAUGAUGAGAUCGAUUGGCAUUUAAUCUUCGAUUCGGGCAGCACCACCGACAAUAACGGCUUGCCGCAUCACAUAGCCGCCGAGGAGCUCGAAUCGUACUUUACGAAUUUCAAAAGGUUUAUUGAACGUCUACCCGUGCCACCGGUGGCCAUAACCAUGGCCCAUUCGGCCCAAGAUGAUUAUUGUCCACAGGAUCAGGUGGCGUUCAUUGAGGAGCGCGUUUUACGGCUACUUAAGGAAGUUUUUGGGGAACUUCACGAUAAAGCCAUUUUACAUUAUAUGGACGAUCCCUGGGAUGUGAUGAAGCUAUAAGCAAACUAAAUAAUAUCCAAAUGGGCUUCUUGAACUUCGAUGUAAUCAAAACUAAAGACUCCAUUGGGUUUUGGGGUAAAGUAGUCCCCCAAGAAGCCGAGAAGAUGUAGUGAUUCUAAACAAACGAAAACUCAAAGAUGAAAAAUCCAAUUAUUCGAUUAUAAAUAUUUUUUACUUUAAAUAUACAUACGCAACGUAUUUAUUAAAGACAUACAAAAGCAAGGGAAGAAUUUUUAUUGCUACAUUUUACAGAUUAAAAUCCCAUACAAACUGUCAAAACUGUAAUGAGUAUUGCAACAUUAAUCAUUUAUUAUUAUAUAUUUGGCAAGUGCUAUGUAAUCGGUCUUGUACAAUAUGUUUAAGGCAACCACGUGGCACUUGGGGACUAUGGUGGUGGUUAUGAGCGAGUGUUGGACUCCCGAGGGCAGUCAACUUUUAAUUGUCGACCCCAAUUCGUGGCCGAAAUCAAUAAGCCUGCCAAUGGUCCCAGGUAAAACUUUCAGUAACGUUUUGUGGUUCAAUCGUUAAGGAAGGCUUGGCUCUGGAUACAGGAUACAAAUUUGAGUGACAUUGUGAGUCUUUUUUACUUAAACUAUCUUUAA